UGUGUGCUGUGUUGUGUGUGUUUUUUAUUGAUGCUCAGAUAUUUGAAUUAUGCCCGAGCAGUCAAAGUGAGACAUUGGCGCUUCGAGCACGUAUCCGCGGAUACACCGGAAUAUAUACAGCAAUAAGUAAAAACACCCAACUAAAACAGAAACUAAAAAAAUAAAAACAAUCCAACGCACAGCUGUGCCGCGCGAACACAGAGAUACAGAUACUAAGACACUCAGAUACUGCGAUACUGUUCGAUAACAGCGUAAGAUGGAUGGCCAGCAAAGUGCCAGUGCCUGCGAAUGUGCCUGCAUCGAUGCCGUCGUUGAUGGACAGUCAUAAAUUCGGCGUGAAAUCCGUGCAGAUACUUCUCAGCCAUCCUGCAGAUACUUAUCGCGAUCGCAUCUGCAUCUGCAUCUGGGUCUGUGACAAAUUGUGCCAGUGCGUGUGUGAUAUCCAAAAGCCGUCCAAUUACCGCUUAAAAGCAUUCGAAUAAACUCUCGAGUGCAGGUACCCCCGGCCAGAGCCAAGCCAAUUUGCCGCUGCAGGAUGCCAGCGGAUUAACUCCGCAGAUAUCCGGAACUGUCCCCAGGUCAUCGAGAUUUCCGCUCUCUAAUGAAAAACCAAGUCUCGGACAAGUGAAAUCGGUGAUUGUGCAGUGAAUAACCAAGCAAACAAAACCGAACCCACUCGUUCGUAGGUGAAUGCCAAACGCCGACGGCUAACAGAAAUUACUCCAACCCACGACUAGGACAACUGGCUUCAGAAUGGAUCCCGACUGCUUUGCCAUGUCCUCGUACCAGUUCGUCAACUCACUGGCCUCCUGCUACCCGCAGCAGAUGAACCCUCAACAGAGUCACCCGGGAGCGGGAAACUCCAGUGCGGGCGCCGGCAAUGUAGGUGGCGGCGGUGGCGGUGGUGGUGUCAGCGGAGGCGUUGUGGCCACCGGCGGAGCCAAUGGUGGACAGGGCAGCGCGGGGGCGGCGACUCCGGGAGCCAACGACUAUUUCCCAGCGGCGGCUGCCUAUACGCCCAACCUGUACCCCAACACGCCGCAAGCGCACUACGCCAACCAGGCGGCCUACGGCGGACAGGGUAACCCCGAUAUGGUGGACUACACACAGCUGCAACCGCAGCGCCUGCUCCUGCAGCAGCAGCAGCAACAGCAGCAGCAGCAUGCCCAUGCAGCGGCAGCGGCGGUUGCCCAGCAGCAGCAGCAGCUCGCCCAGCAACAGCAGCAACACCCGCAACAGCAGCAGCAGCAGAGCAACAUCAGUUGCAAGUACGCCAACGAUCCGUCGACGCCGGGCGGCGGUGGCAGUGGCGGAGCCGGGGGCGGCGGUGUGCCCAGCAACAAUAACAACAGCAGCGCCAACAACAACAACAACAGCCAGUCGCUGGCCAGUCCGCAGGAUCUGUCCACCAGGGAUAUAUCGCCGAAGCUGUCGCCCAGCUCGGUGGUGGAGAGCGUGGCCCGGUCGCUGAACAAGGGCGUCCUAGGCGGCAGCUUGGCGGCCGCCGCUGCAGCCGCCAGUUUGAACAACAACCACAGCGUUCCCGGUGGAGCAGGGGGUUCCGGGAACGUCAACGUUCCGAUGCACAGUCCCGGCGGCGGUGACUCGGACUCGGAGAGCGACAGCGGCAAUGAGGCGGGCAGCAGCCAGAAUAGCGGCAACGGCAAGAAGAAUCCGCCGCAGAUAUAUCCCUGGAUGAAGCGAGUGCAUCUCGGACAGAGUACUGUGAACGCCAAUGGCGAGACGAAACGACAACGGACCUCAUACACCCGCUACCAGACGCUGGAGCUGGAGAAGGAGUUCCACUUCAACCGCUACCUGACCCGCCGCCGGAGGAUCGAGAUCGCGCACGCCCUGUGCCUCACGGAGCGGCAGAUCAAGAUCUGGUUCCAGAACCGGCGCAUGAAGUGGAAGAAGGAGCACAAGAUGGCCUCGAUGAACAUCGUGCCGUACCACAUGGGUCCCUACGGACACCCCUACCACCAGUUCGAUAUCCAUCCGUCGCAGUUCGCGCACCUGAGCGCAUAGGAC
Molecule: messenger RNA, 2031 nt
Organism: Drosophila kikkawai
Lineage: Eukaryota; Metazoa; Arthropoda; Insecta; Diptera; Drosophilidae
Gene: Scr
Product: Sex combs reduced
Biological process (GO): anterior/posterior pattern specification; positive regulation of transcription by RNA polymerase II
Cellular component (GO): nucleus; nucleoplasm
Molecular function (GO): RNA polymerase II cis-regulatory region sequence-specific DNA binding; DNA-binding transcription factor activity, RNA polymerase II-specific
Source: RefSeq, a predicted model, not a curated record